Molecule: messenger RNA, 1750 nt
Organism: Epinephelus lanceolatus (giant grouper)
Lineage: Eukaryota; Metazoa; Chordata; Actinopteri; Perciformes; Serranidae
Biological process (GO): negative regulation of Notch signaling pathway; positive regulation of neuron differentiation
Cellular component (GO): nucleus
Molecular function (GO): DNA binding; transcription corepressor activity
Source: RefSeq, a predicted model, not a curated record
AUAUAGGAGCGGUAUUUCACACAUAUUUAACCGGAGACGUUUUUCGCGGCUGUUAAAAAUGAGCCGUAAUUGUAUCAGGAUCCAUGUACUGUACUACUGCAGUAGUACUACUACUUCCUCUACUACGCAGUAUUUGCAUGUACUGCGCUGUCUGUGUCCUCAGUGAGUGUGGUUGCAGUUUAUCCGCGAAGUAGAGCUGAGCUGCGAGAUCCCGGUUAACCCCCAUGCCUCCCAAGAGAGAAGCAGCAGCGACUCCAACACUACCUGCAGCCAAGAUGAUAAAAAUCGGCACUGAUGCACAGGAGUUUGGCUGUGAUCCAAUGGAUGAUAAGUCCAGGCUGGCUGAAGACGCCAGCUACUCACCUUUCCCUAACAAUGAGGAAGCCAUUGACUUUGAUGAAGAAAAUAUUGCAAGCCCAGGCAUCAGGACAGACACCAUCAGCCUCCUCAUGAAAAUAGAGCAACUGCAGGCACAACUCAAAUACGAGCGCAGAUGUAGAAUUUUGGCUGAGAGAGAGCUGAGGGAACUGAAAGAGAUGAACACUCUUAUGAUGCAGAUGAGGCACACAGCACAUGAGCUGCGAGUCACUCUGGAUCACGUUCUCCAAGGAGGCGAUGCGGCAGCACCGCAGAACUCUCAGGACGAGACUGUUUCUUUCCUGUCUGAGCCCGAGGCGGAGAUGAGACAGGUUCAUAAUUUCCCAGAGGAUGAUCACACCUUCUUGUAUCUCUCCGAGAAUCUCCGAGUACCAAAAAAUCUUUACGAGCGCAUCGCAGAGAUCGCAGACUACAAGAAGUACACGUCAGCACUGCUGAUGAUCAUUUUUGACAGGCAAACGUUGGCCACACACUCUCUGCAGGGCCGGAGGAGCACCUUCACUGGAGAGGAAUGCCACAAGCCUCAACUCCCACCCGAUAUCUUGAGAAGUAUAAUCGAUCACGUGGCAGCCAAGUUCGGCAUCGAUAACAUCCAAAUAAAAACUGCAAUCCGCACAAAGUUGAAUAACGAGGACAAACUGUUAAAGAAGAGACUGGGUUUGUCUAAAGCUGAAAGCAAAGCUCUUAUUGAGCAGAGCUUUUGCCAAGAUGCUUCUCUCCUGCCUGAAAACGGAGCGAUGGGAAACGACUCUCAGUUAUAACCCCCUGAGCCUGCCUUCAUCUGCUGGUCACCAGUUUUUCCUCGUCUGAUAGAAAUGUGUGACAGGUUGCCUUUUUUUAAUCCACCUGUAGUUUAUUAUGUAAUAAAACCUAGUGCUUGAAUUAGUUAUUUUUUUAAACACUUUCUAGAAUUCCUUCUUUUUUACAGCUUUGUCUGUCGUGUGUCCGGAAAGUUUACCUGGUGACUGAACCAAUACGUCGAAUAGCACUAUAAAAUGUCCUGUGUGUAAUCAUCGGUGGUAAAACAAACAAGUGUUCUUAUUUAAUUUGAGGUAGAAAGUGGAUGUGUCUAAGUGAGUCUGUGAAGUCAGUUUCUGUCAAAUAUUUAUACUUUUUAAACAGCUGGCCUUUGUGUGUUUCAAAAGUAGGACGUUUGAAAAUGUUUCAAAUGAUAGAGGUGCCAUUUGUACCCUGUUGCUCAUGACAAAUUGUCCACUACAUCAAGUGAUACUGUGUUCUUAGAGUAGUUCUUUUGCAGCUGCAGAAUAUACUGUAAUUGAUAAUUAAUCUUAUUGCAUUAACAGCAUCAAUCAUUUGACUUCUCUGUUUGUUGUGCUUCACUGUGUACGGGCCAAUAAACGUUUAGAACUAA